Molecule: messenger RNA, 1618 nt
Organism: Larimichthys crocea (large yellow croaker)
Lineage: Eukaryota; Metazoa; Chordata; Actinopteri; Sciaenidae
Gene: slc38a8b
Product: solute carrier family 38 member 8b
Exons: 10
Coding region: 92-1420 (442 amino acids)
Biological process (GO): amino acid transmembrane transport
Cellular component (GO): membrane
Molecular function (GO): L-amino acid transmembrane transporter activity
Source: RefSeq, a predicted model, not a curated record
AAAACUUGGUUGUACUGAGAAAUCUUUUUUAUAAAAAGCUCUAAAAAGCUUCUCCUCUCAGUGCUGUAAGUGUCGAAGCUGGUUCAGGAUCAUGGAGGAACUGGCCCGGGAGAGCAUCAGCCUGCUGGCCCGGUCUGCGUCUCAUGCAGACCCUCCACGACUGGGGUCGUUUGGUGCUGUGUUCAUCAUGCUGAAGUCUGCGCUGGGAGCCGGACUGCUCAACUUCCCCUGGGCUUUCGAGAAGGCGGGGGGAGUGAACACCGCCAUCAGUGUGGAGCUGGUGUCUCUGGUUUUCCUCAUCAGUGGUUUGGUCAUCCUCGGGUAUGCAUCAUCAGUCAGCAGGCAGAAGACGUAUCAGGACGUGGUGAGUGAGGUGUGUGGACGAGCUGUGGGUCAACUCUGUGAAGUCUGUUUCUGCUUCAACCUCUUCAUGAUCUGUGUCGCCUUCCUGGUGGUGGUGCAGGACCAGCUGGAGAAAUUGUGUAUUUCUCUAUAUGAGACGGUGACUGGGUCCAGUGAGGCGGAGAUGCCAUAUCACUGGUACACCGACCAACGAUUUGCCCUCUUCAUCAUGUGCCUCGUCAUCAUCCUCCCUCUGUCCAUCCCAAAAGAAAUUGGCAUCCAGAAAUACACGAGUGUGUUGGGGACGCUGGCUGCCACGUAUCUGUGUGUGGCAGUGAUUGUGAAAUAUUACCUGAUGGACAGCCACACUGUUAUAAUAACUCCAGAGCACAGCCAAGGUGUUGGUUCAUGGGCUUCAAUGUUCAGUGUCGUCCCGACCAUCUGCUUUGGCUUCCAGUGCCAUGAAGCCUGCAUAGCAAUCUACAGCAGCAUGGAGAACCAGAAGCUCUCCCACUGGGUGAUCAUCUCUGUGCUCUCCAUGUUUUUCUGUUUACUUAUCUACACUCUAACCGGUGUGUACGGCUUCAUGACGUUUGGACGUGAAGUCGCCUCAGAUAUUUUGAUGUCAUAUCCAGGAAAUGAUGUGGUCAUGAUCAUUUCUAGACUACUUUUUGGAAUUUCAAUUAUCACCAUCUAUCCUAUUAUUCUUCUUCUGGGGAGAUCUGUCAUUCUGAACCUGAUGCUGCGCAUUCAAAGGCGCCGUAGAGGAAUCGUCACUAAUUCAUUUGAGAGUCGCUGCAGAGUUGUUCUCACUAUCAUCUGGAUCAGCAUCACUCUUCUCAUCGCCAUGUUUGUUCCUGACAUGGGCGAGGUCAUCAGUGUCAUUGGAGGGAUCAGUGCCUUCUUCAUCUUUAUCUUUCCUGGUCUUUGCUUAGUAUUCACAAUGCAAACUGAACCUGUAUCUCCAAGAGUCAGGUUGCUUUUAACAGUUUGGGGAGUCAUAACUAUUGUAGUUGGAGCCUUCAUCUUCGGACAGAGCACAACCAUCGCUGUCAUGGAGCUUCUCAACAAAUUCUGAACUUCACAUGACGAUCUGCAGCAGCUGUGACUUCUGAGCGGCUCGCUUCUUUUGCACAACUGAAAGGUGUUUUUUAACUGUAUAUAUCAAUGUUAUGAAGGUCAUAUGACCUGAAUAUAAAAUAGAUUUACUAUGCGAGAAUGUUAUAAUGUUCUUUGUGUGAUGCACACAUAUUAAUGUACAAUUAUAUAAUGUCAA